Acanthosepion pharaonis is the source of this 1467-nucleotide messenger RNA. Lineage: Eukaryota; Metazoa; Mollusca; Cephalopoda; Sepiida; Sepiidae. The record is from the annotation of a GenBank genome assembly.
AUGAUAUCUCUUGGCCUUCUUGACAAAAACUGGUCCCAUGGUUUAAAUGAAAAAGAAGCUGAAGUUAAACUUAAUCAGAUGCUUUCAAAUGGUCAAGAUUCUAAAUUUAGCCAAGCAGAACCAUUUGCAGAUGAAGAAAUGAAUCAAGAAGUGAGAGACAUGAUAUCUCUUGGCAUUCUUGAUAAAAACUGGGCCCGUGGAUUAAAUGAAAAAGAAGCUGAAGUUAAACUUAAUCAGGUGCUUUCAAAUGGUCAAGAUUCUAAAUUUAGCCAAGCAGAACCAUUUGCAAAUGAAGAAAUGAAUCAAGAAGUGAGAGACAUGGUAUCUCUUGGCCUCCUUGAUAAAAACUGGUCCCAUGGUUUAAAUGAAAAAGAAGCUGAAGUUAAAUUUAACCAGAUACUUAAUAGCCAAAACAGUGCAACACCAACCCCAAAAUAUGUUGAGAAUGAAAAACAAAAGAGAUUAUUUCAAGAUGAGAUCAACCAAGUAAAAAGACUACAUGGAAAUGAAUUUGAUCUGCAAAUUAAAGAAUUAUAUCAUGCAACUAAAGCUCCAAGAAAUCUGAUUUGUUCUCGUGGACUGGAUCAACGACUCAGUACUUUUUGGGUUGUUUGGCCGAGGAAUUUAUUUUUGAAUGAUGAUGUGAGGAAAUGUGAACAGUACCUAUAUAAUGUCAAAGGAAGUGCUAUUUACAAAUGUUCUGUGAUUCUUGGGGAUAUUAAAGAGUACCCCGAUGGAAAAGCAGAUCCUCAACUUAAACAAGAACCUGAAAAAGAAAAUGGAGACUACUAUGAUUCUGUCAAAGGAAAUAUGGAUGGCUUCAAUGAAUACGUAAUAUACGAUAAUCGCAGGUGCCUAAUUAAUUACAGAAUUGUCCUUGAAGGUACUGAAGAUGAAGACAGCGACAAAGAAGAUGAGAUUGCAAAAGAAGAGAAAAAAGAGGAAUUUAUGGAAACUUGGAAACGUCAUAUGAAUUACUUGGUUGACUCAUGCAAACAUGAUGAUGAAGAGGAUGCAGAAGUAGAGAAAGAAAUCCGUAACAUUGAAAAAAUUCGACUUGAGAUUCGCAUGAGACGAGAAAUGAAAACAGAAAAACCACUGAGUAAAUUGUCUUAUGAUUUGCUGCGUGAAGAGAGAAAGAAAUGGAAAUCUUCUAUUUUGAAUGCUGAAAACAAAUCCGAAAUGCCUUCUAAUAAAAAAUCAGAUGAGAAAAAAUUGCCUUCUAACCAAAAAUUGGAGGCAGAGGAAUUCAAUUUAGAUAAUUCCAGAGAGGAGAUAACACGUUAUCCCCAAGUAGCAGAUGAUCCAGAAUUAGCAAAUGAUAUGCAAUCUAACCAUGAUAGUGUUCUGUCAAGAUUUAUUGAAAUCACACACUGUGAUGACAUGGAACUGGCUAAAUGCAUUGUCGAGAAUCAACAUUUUCACUUGGAUAAUGCUGUAAAUGAAUACCGUGCUUUCAUGUCAUAG